Molecule: messenger RNA, 1778 nt
Organism: Scheffersomyces stipitis CBS 6054
Lineage: Eukaryota; Fungi; Ascomycota; Pichiomycetes; Serinales; Debaryomycetaceae
Gene: HXT2.4
Product: putative hexose transporter
Exons: 1
Coding region: 1-1644 (547 amino acids)
Biological process (GO): transmembrane transport; carbohydrate transport
Cellular component (GO): membrane
Molecular function (GO): carbohydrate:proton symporter activity
Source: RefSeq, a predicted model, not a curated record
AUGUCUGACAAACUUCACAACAUCAAGGAUCAGACCGAUUCCCUUUCGAUCACUGAUCACAUUGAUGAACAGCAAAACAUCUUGAACGAUCCUAACACCGACAUCAAUGACUUAUUGUUCCAAACUGACGGUUGGUGGAAAUACGGCCAUUUCAGAAAGUUGCAUUUCAUGAUUGCCUUGAUUGCCUUGGCCUCCACCAAUAAUGGUUACGAUGGUUCCAUGUUGAACGGUUUGCAAGCUAUUCCCGAUUGGCAAACUACCAUGGGUACGCCAGAAGGGUACAAGUUGGGUUCUCUUGCCAACGGUACCAUGUUCGGUUCUAUUAUCGCUGUCAGUUGUGCUUCUUACCUUAACGACAAGUGGGGAAGAAAGUUCGGUGUUCUCUUCGGUUCUAUUAUUUCUUUUAUAGGUGGUAUCUUGCAAGGUGCAUCUACUAAUUACGCUUUCUUCUUGGUUGCAAGAAUCAUCAUUGGUUUUGGUGUCGGUAUUGCUUUGACUGGUGCUCCCGCUUGGAUCGCUGAACUUUCUUUCCCAUCUUACAGAUCAUCUUGUACUGCUGUCUUCAACACUUUGUGGUAUUUGGGUGCUAUUCUUGCUGCUUGGAUUACUUUUGGUACCGAGAAAUUGCAUGGGCCAAAGGCAUGGAGAAUUCCUUCCUACUUGCAGGCAAUCUUGCCAGGUAUCCAAGUUUUGACUUUGUGGUUCUGUCCUGAGUCUCCAAGAUGGUUAAUUGACAACGGUAAGGAAGAGAAGGCAAGAUCAGUUCUUAAUGCUUACCACACUGGUAACGUUGACGACGAAAGAGCUCAUGCUUUGGUUGAAUUCGAAAUCAAGGAAAUCAAGUCUGCUUUGGAAUUAGAAAAGUUAUAUGCCAGCUCUUCUUACUUUGACUUCCUCAAGAUUAGAUCCUAUAGAAAGAGAUUAUUCUUGGUUUGUUUUACUGCUUUCAUCAUGCAAAUGUCUGGUAACGGUUUAGUGUCCUAUUAUCUUGUUAAGGUCUUGAGAAGUAUUGGUUAUGAGUCACCUACUGAACAAUUGAAGAUCAACGGUUGUUUACAAGUCUUCAACAUUGUAAUUUCCGUCGGUGCUGCUCUCCUUACCUACAGAUUCAAGAGAAGACACCAAUUCUUGGUUUGUAUUGCUGGUAUGCUUCUCUGUUACGUUAUUUGGACCGUUCUUUCUGCAAUUAACCAACAACGUAACUUCGAAGACAAGGGAUUGGGUAGAGGUAUUCUUGCCAUGAUCUUUUUGUUCUACUUCUCUUACGAUAUUGGUGCUAAUGGUUUGCCAUUCUUGUAUGCUACUGAAGUGUUGCCAUACUCCCACAGAGCUAAGGGUCUUAACUUGAUGUACUUCACCCAAUUGUGUACUCUUGUCUACAACGGUUACGUCAACCCAAUUGCCAUGGAUGCAAUCGAAUGGAAGUACUACAUUGUUUGGUGUUGUGUCUUGGCCUUCGAAUUGGUUAUUGUGUUCUUCUUCUACGUCGAAACCUUCGGUUACACCUUGGAAGAGGUUGCCGUUGUUUUCGGUGACGAUGCCGGUACCACAUUGCACAGACUUUCUUCUCCUGUUGAAAAAUCUGCUGUCGAACACUUGGAAGACGGCAACUCUUCAAACGAGAAGAUUGGUGAAAGAGUUUAAGAUAGCUGAACUUAUUCUAAUUCCAUAAUACUAUGAGUUUCAAUUCUUUAAUAUGCUGACAAAUCUGUCAUUAAUUGUUUUUUAACAACGGUAUAUAUGUUCUAAGCUUUAGUCAAUAAAUUAUACCUGAUUAU